This is a messenger RNA of Haemorhous mexicanus (house finch), 4135 nucleotides long. It is a transcript of the gene AAMDC, whose product is annotated as adipogenesis associated Mth938 domain containing. The transcript has 4 exons. The record is from RefSeq and is a predicted model, not a curated record. Bases 175 to 543 code for a protein of 122 amino acids. Gene Ontology annotation, biological process: positive regulation of fat cell differentiation. Gene Ontology annotation, cellular component: cytoplasm. Lineage: Eukaryota; Metazoa; Chordata; Aves; Passeriformes; Fringillidae.
AGAUCCGCGGAUCGACCAAUCGGAACGGGAAGAGGGCGGGGCCGGCGGGGAGAGCUGUCCAAUGAGAGCGUGGCAUCCUGGAGACUCCGCCUCCGUCCGACCCCGCGGGGAGGAGGCGGAGCCUGGCGGGGCAGUGGGGUCGCGCGCGCGGGGCGACUUCGGUUCCACUUUGUGAUGUCUUCCCCUGAAAUUGCUUCCCUUUCUUGGGGUCAGAUGAAGGUGAAAGGCUGCUCUACAACAUAUAAGGACUGCAAAGUAUGGCCGGGAGGAAGCCGGACGUGGGAUUGGCGAGAAACCGGGACUAAUCAUUCUCCAGGAGUGCAGCCAGCUGACCUUGAAGAAGUCGUCAAGAAGGGUGUUAAAACUGUGGUGAUUGGUCGUGGCAUGAGUGAGGCUUUGCAGGUUCCAGCAUCCACUGUGGACUAUCUGAAGAAGAACGGGAUUGACGUGCUGGUGCUGCAAACGGAGAAGGCUGUGGCGGAGUACAAUGCCCUGGCUGCUCAGGGUGUCAGAGUGGGCGGGGUCUUCCAUUCCACCUGCUGAAGCGCAGCCCAUUCCGCCUUCCCGGCCCGCGGCCAAAUCACGGACACACCUCUGCUGGAUCAAAUUGCACUCAGCGGAGUGUGAACUUACGUGCCAAGGCAUUUGUGCACUGACCAUCGAAAAUCCAAAGACAGUUUAUUAGUUCAGGAUUUAAACAGAUCGAGGGCUCACAAUAGGCGGGGCUGUUAAUGUAUUUAAAUAGUUUAAUUACAGAAUAAUUUCCAUGUAUUGUUGAGAUUGACCUAAUUUUCCUCUGAAGGCCGUCCAUAGUCUCGUUACUUAACUUUUCACCUGUUCACUAAAUCAGGAAAUUAUGUUUUGAAUACUUUUAUUACAUUACUGACUACUGGAAUGCAGCCAUAAACUAGCUGAUGAGCAUAAUCAAAUGGUAGAUAUGAAGUGGUGGUAAAGAAGCACUUUACCACCACUGGAUAAAUAAGUUAAAAAUAAAAUAAAUUUAAAAGCAAACCCAGAGCAUAGAACUUUACCUCCUGCAGGUGACCUCAGUCAGGGUAUUUGCCAAUUUAUGAACAUCACAUAAUAGAGCACUUAUAAAUUUUUCAUUGAGCCUGAAAAAGGGGAAAAAUGUCAGCAGGGUAUAACCAUGAAACCUGGGCCUUAAAGAAUUUUCUUAUUAAUUGCCAGUUUUGAGGAUUGAGCUGUCUAAUACAUAUCUAUUCAGAAGUUCUUACACACUUAAAAUAAUCAAAAACGUGUGUUACAAAACUAGAGUUUGCAGCAUAAAACAUUGAUAUUUAGGAAAUCAGUCUGAAUUGUGCUAGCAAUGUACUGCUGGCAAGAUGGGGAUGCAUGUGAGACUUGUUACUGGUCAUCUUUAUCUGAUGAUUUAAAUGUUGUGCCAACAAACAUUAUUGCACUGAAGAUUCAAACAGUUCUCUUGGUUGCUGUUCUUGGUGGGCUUUAUCAAUAUUGCCAGUUACAAGUUCUGUCUAUUGCCAGUUACAAAUCUACCUCCUAUAGAUGUUUUUUCCCACCAGGCUCACCAUUUCUUGUUCUGUGCAUAUUAAUUCUGUGUGUAUUAAUGAAAGUACCAAGACAAAGCUGUAAAAGCCCUGAGGCACUUGGAGCUAUCCAAGCAGUAGUAGAGAGGCUUAGAUUGAUAGGAGAGCACAAUAACUUUCCCAAGAUGCACAAAAUACUAUGUUCUUUUUCUGCUAUUUGCUCUAGUAAUAAUUUAGAACUUGUAUCUGAUAAAAUACAAAGUGAUGUAAAAGCAAAGGGAAAGUGAGUACUUGAAAGUUUUAUCUUGCAGUCUCCUAAUGACAGCAGUGUUUUCUGUUAGUGUAUCUACAUUUGAGGCAAAAUCUUACAUAACCCAGCAAGAACUGCCUUUCCAGCUGCAUCUGUGUUGUCUGACACAGCAGCUGGUAUAAUGCUCACUGUAGCUGCUGUGACAUUUUUCUGCACAACUUGCCUGGUGUGAAGAAGGUGAACUACUGACUCAGAAGACUGUGGUCAUCCCAAGGGAAUGCCAGAACGAGUUCUUACCAGCCCACAGAGUGUGGAGACUUUUUGCACUAAAUGUUAUCUGAUAGUGAAGGUGGUUUGACUCUCUUGAUCGGGGUCAUGUAUUUGUGUUAUUUUGUGAGCUUCUGGGCCUUAAGGCAGCCUCAAAUGGCAAAAGGCUUUGUAAUGCUUUGGCUGAGAAAACACUGCAGUACUUAAAAAAAUGGAACCAUGCGCAUUACACUGUUAGGAGAAGUUGAGCAAACACCUUAUCUUUCUCUUCCAGGUCUGUUUUCCACUUUUUUUUUUUUUUUUUUUUGGUAACACAUUUUCAUGUUAAUGUGGCACAUUAUUGGUGAUGCCACAUUCACCAAAGCUGCCUAGCUCAGGUCCUGCAUUUGAGACAAAUACUGUGGGCUCCUCACCCUGCUGCUGCCACAUGAUCUGUCCUCCCAAAAGGCACGCAGGGAGCAGAGCCCAUUUUGCAUUGCCAGCUGACUGAGGUGUACCCUACCCAGCUUUGUGCUGCAGCCUCUUAAUUCUUCCCUUCAUUUGGCAACUGGUAGGAUGCAGAAGAUUCCACUUCCAAAACAGGGUGCUGCAGUGUGCAAAGAAAUGGAUUUAUUUUUUUAAAGAUAAACUGCUAAGUUUCCCCAUCACCAGAACAAAAUUUUGGUGUCAACAAGGAGAUUAUUUGCUGCAAGUUUUUCCAUCCAUGUCUUCUCUUGCUGCUCUCGUCACAGCUUCCUGAGUCAGCACUGUCAGUUCCCACAAUAGCAUCUGUUCCACUUGGGCUGCUCCAGUCACUGAAAGCCCGAUUUCCUUCUUGGUGCCUGAAAUUGCUUUGCUAGAUGGUGGAAGCAGCUGGGAUUGAUUCAUCAAAAAAUUCCAGCAGAGCUCAAACUGCUAUCUUUGUUAGAUUGCUGCUUUCAGCUAGAGCCAUAAAUAAUUUGUUAAAAUUACGGGCUCAUAGCCCAAAUCAUGGGAAUGCACUUUUAUAGGGCAGGAUUUCUCACAUACACCACUGCUCUGCCUCCCACCAGGAAAACGAUCUCCCAGUAGGCAGUGAACUCCCACCCUGACACUGAAAUUAAAGCCGAGCUGCGGCUGGGCUGGGAGCCAGGAAGAUUCCACCCCAGCUGCUCUGCCGCCGAGUGGGUCAGUCCCCAGCCUUUAUCUUUGUGAAGCAGCAUGUGUGAGCUGGCAGCCCGCAGAAACAGGCCAUAAAAGGCUCACAGACACCAAAUGCAACACGACCAGCAUUUUUAAGGGACAUUGGGUAGCAUUUGUGCAAAGCCUGGCAUCCACAAGCCUUAAAACUUUAUAUUUUCAAGUCCCACUGAUACUGCAUUAGCAAACUGUAAAGUAAAAAGACAGCCUUUUCUGCAUUCCCAAUGCCUGUUACUAAGAAUAAAAUGGAAGAUGCCAGUGAAAUAAGAUUUUAAAAAUGAUUAUAACUUAGACAGGAUUCCAAAGGAAAUAAUCUCUGUGGACUUGAACCCAAGAUGAUGACCAGUACAGCAUGGUGGAAAGUGCAAGUCUGAUGAGAAGCAGCUGAGAGAGCUGGAAGUGUUUAGCCUGAAGGAGGCUCAGGAGGGACCUUAUCACUCUCAACAACUGCCUGAGAGGAGAUUGUUGCCAGUUGGGUGUCAGUAAGAAGUGACAGAACAAGAAGAAACAGCCUUAAGUUGCACCAGAGGAGGUUCAAAUAGGAUAUUAGGAAAAAAUAUCUUUCCCAAAAGUGUUGUCAGGCUUUGGAACGGGCUACCCAGGCAAGUGGUGGAGUCAUCAUCCCUGGCAGUGUUCAAAAGGUGUGUGGAUGUGGCACCUGGGGCCACAGCUUAGUGUGGGUGUGGAAGUGCUGGGUUUAUGGUUGGACUCCAUGGUCUUAGAGGUUUUUUCCAACCUAAAUGAUUCAGUGAUGUCAUGCAGUCCUGAUUUAAAUGCAUACCCUGUUUAUUCAUCUUCCCAGGAAUUUGCUUUGUACUUUUUGCAGUGAGUGUCCCUGCCCAUUUACUUUUUUUGGUCCUUUUUAAAAUGAGAUAGGCGAAAGCCACACCACGUGUGAUUUAAUGUCUCAUAAGCUUCAACUUUGUUCCCAAUACACUUAUGCAUUGUUUUAUGA